This is a messenger RNA of Pristis pectinata (smalltooth sawfish), 2242 nucleotides long. RefSeq names its product matrix metallopeptidase 13b (gene mmp13b). Gene Ontology annotation, biological process: extracellular matrix organization; collagen catabolic process; proteolysis. The transcript has 10 exons. The record is from RefSeq and is a predicted model, not a curated record. NCBI's taxonomy places the organism in Eukaryota, Metazoa, Chordata, Chondrichthyes, Rhinopristiformes, Pristidae. Gene Ontology annotation, molecular function: zinc ion binding; metalloendopeptidase activity. Gene Ontology annotation, cellular component: extracellular matrix. The coding region runs from base 20 to 1441 and encodes 473 amino acids.
UUCAGUUGAGAAGAGGAAGAUGAAGUCCUGUUGGUCUCUAGUUUUAUUUGGUUUAGUUUAUGUAACAUUUUCUUCUGCUGUUCCUCGACCUUUUGAAGCUGAGAAGAAUGAAGAAGAUUGGCAGUUGGCUGAGACUUAUCUGAACAGAUUUUACCAACUUAAAGAUGGACCUUCACUAGUCAUGGGAAAGAACAGAAACCAUGAAGCAACUGGUUCAUUAUCAGAGAAGAUUAGGAAAAUGCAAGAAUAUUUUGGCCUCAGGGUAACUGGCUCUCUAAAUUCUGAAACUCUAGACAUAAUGGAAAAGCCUCGAUGUGGAGUCCCUGACAUUGCUGAAUAUAAUCAUUUCCCAGGAGAAAUUAAAUGGAAAAAGAAUAACUUAACAUACAGAAUUCUACAAUAUACAUCAGACAUUUCAGCUGCUGAUGUGGAUUUGGCGAUAGAGAAAGCUUUGAAGGUUUGGAGUGAUGUCACACCCCUGAAAUUCAGCAGAAUCAAUGAGGGAGAAGCUGAUAUCAUGAUCACAUUUGAUGUUAAAGAACAUGGAGAUAAUUACCCAUUUGAUGGACCUGAAAGAAUACUGGCCCAUGCUUUUCCUCCAGGCAAAGGCCUUGGAGGAGACACUCACUUUGAUGAAGAUGAAAACUGGACAAUGAGAUCAAAUGGAUAUAAUCUUUUUGUUGUGGCUGCCCAUGAGUUUGGCCAUGCAUUGGGACUCUCUCACUCUCAGGAUCGUGGGGCAUUGAUGUAUCCAGUAUACACGUACUCAAGUAUGAAAAAUUUCCGUCUCUCCCUUGAUGACGUUAAUGGAAUCCAGGCUCUGUAUGGUGCAUCAAAUGAGGUGUAUUUACCACCAAAAGUAACACCUGAUGCCUGUGAUACCAAAUUGUAUUUUGAUGCUGUUGCUACUCUUCGUGGAGAGACAUUAUAUUUUAAGGACAGUUUUUUCUGGAGGAGCCAUCCACAACUACCUGAAACUGAGCUGAAUUUAAUUAAAUCAUUCUGGCCAAAGCUUCCUAGCAGGAUACAUGCUGCAUAUGAAAAUCAGCAAAAUGGUUUACUCAUUGUUAUUAAAGGAACAAAAUACUGGGGCAUCAAAGGCUAUGACAUCUUGCCAGGAUAUCCAAAGUCCAUCUAUGAAUUUGGUAUUCCAAAAUACAUCAGGAAAAUAGAUGCCGCUUUUCACAUUACGAAGACUGCAAAGACAUUAUUCUUUGCAAAAGACCUGUACUGGAGCUAUGAUGAAAGGAGCCAGAAGAUGGAUAAAGGUUACCCACACCAAAUCGCGAAUGACUGGCCAGGAGUCUCUGUUAAGUUGAAUGCAGCAUUUGAAUCUAAUGGAUACGUUUUCUUCUUCAGUAGAUCAUUUCAGUUCAUCUUCAGCAUGGGUGAGCAACGUGUCCUUGAAAUACGCAGAAGCAAUUCACCGUUGGGAUGUUAAAUACCUCAACUUAUCGAGCUGUCGUUAAAUGAUCUAAUUCUAGCAACUUUGCCAAGAAAGAGUAUUUAUUGGGCCUCCACUAGUUAAAAACAAACAAACCAGAAUAUAAAUGAAAUGCCUCUCAGUAUAACCUGCUUGUAUGACGUAAAGUAAAUGUUGAUAAUCUGGUACCCUUGGGAUAUCAGUGGAGCUGGACCAGCAGAUUUCCUGAACUGUAGUAUGUGACACCUGUUAAUAUCCCAACACAAUUUUAUUUCACAUUUUUUGAAACAGAUUACACAGUAGUAUAAUAAAUUUUCCAGUAAAUAUCAUCAGUUUAAAGGGAGCACAGGAAAGAGGGGCCUGAUGAGUUUCAUCUUGUAAGUUUCAGCAGACUUCUGCCAGUAUGUGGAUCCAUGAAUUGUGGGUCUGUGGGUAACAAGGAUUAUUGUAGUGAUGAAUGAGCCUGACACUGAACCAUCAGCAUUUCUGAACAAUUGGAUACCAGAGUAUCAAAGUUUUACUAUAAUGUUGCAUUGAAGAACUAAUGAAAUUCUUGUUUAUAUCUGGACUGUUUGAGUAAUUUAAUAUUGUUCUCUUGCAUAUAUAUCAUAUUUAUUGUCCUGCCAUGAUGCAUUUUGUUAUCUAAAUUUAAUAUUUAUUUAUAACUUUUAUAUAUAUAUAUAUAUGUUCUAAUACUUAAAGUUUGUGUUGCUUAUGUUUUGUGAGAUAUUUUAUUCAGGAACAACUAAUUAUUAUGGAGGGAAAUAAGGGCUAAAAUCCUCUUGCCUAUCAAUUUCAGUGGAAACAGACUUAAUUUAU